Callorhinchus milii (elephant shark) is the source of this 2122-nucleotide messenger RNA. RefSeq names its product FAD-dependent oxidoreductase domain containing 2 (gene foxred2). NCBI's taxonomy places the organism in Eukaryota, Metazoa, Chordata, Chondrichthyes, Chimaeriformes, Callorhinchidae. The transcript is spliced from 9 exons. Gene Ontology annotation, molecular function: monooxygenase activity; flavin adenine dinucleotide binding. Bases 99 to 2018 code for a protein of 639 amino acids. The record is from RefSeq and is a predicted model, not a curated record.
GACGCGAGCUGGGCCGCAGCCUGGGUCUCGGGUCGGCAGUCAGGCGGCAGAGGCCGCGGAGGUGGGAAGUUGGUGUGGUGGCUGCCCCCGAGGAGCAGAUGGGGUCCGGGCGGGCGAGGUGGGUGCUGUGUGCCCCUGUGGUACUGUCUGUGUUGGCGCUGUGUGGGGGAGUCCCACCGACAGGCGAUUUGCUCCUGGAGUACUGUGUGAUUGGGGCAGGACCUGCCGGGUUGCAAAUGGCGUAUUUUCUGCAGCGUUCCCAGCGGCACUACCUGGUUCUGGAGAGGAGCAACAUCUCGGGGAGUUUCUUCACUCGCUACCCUCGUCACCGCCGGCUGAUCAGCAUCAACAAGCGAUACACCGGCAAAGCAAACCGCGAGUUCAACCUCCGCCACGACUGGAACUCGCUGCUCAGCCACGACCAGAGGCUGCUGUUCAGACGCUACUCCACCGAGUUCUUCCCACACGCGGACACCAUGCUGAGCUACCUGAACGACUAUAGCCGGCUGCUGGAGCUGAAAGUGCGGUACAACACUGAGGUGACGGGGGUCCAGGUGGGGCAGGGCCCCGAGGCGUGGCAUGGACAUUACUAUUACCUGACUGACCAAAAUCACCAGCGUUACAGGUGCAAUGUGCUCUUGGUGGCUACAGGCAUGUGGGUGCCCAACACCUCCCACUUCCCUGGGGAGCAGUACCUGGAGGGAUAUGAGGAUGUGUCGGUCAAUCCCGAGGACUUCGCCGGACAGUCGGUCCUGAUCCUGGGCCGCGGGAACGCUGCCUUUGAGACUGCCGACAACAUGGUGGGUCACACCAACUUCAUCCACAUGCUGAGCCGCUCCCGUGUCAGGCUGGCCUGGAACACACACUACGUGGGAGACAUCCGGGCAGUGAAUAACGCCUUACUGGACACCUAUCAGCUGAAGUCCCUGGACGGGCAGCUAGAGCGAUCGCUAGACAACAUCAGGAUCGAGAGAGACAAGCAGGGCCGGCUUCACCUGUCCCUGAGCCGCGGCUCCGAGCAGAGCAACGUGUCUGAGGAGGCCACAGGCAGUGAGGGAACCCGGAUAGACAACGUGGCCAUCAGGGAGCCUUACCAUCGCAUCAUCCGCUGCCUCGGAUGGAAGUUUGACUUUUCCAUUUUCGGCAAUGACACAAAGCCCCAAGUUGGGUCAGGACGCAGACGGAAAUACCCUGUGGUGAGCGCCAGCUAUGAAUCGCAGCCGGGGAUGUUUGUGAUCGGAACAGCCGCUCACUCCAUCGAUUACAGGAAAUCUGCCGGGGGAUUCAUCCACGGCUUCCGCUACACAACGCGUGCCGUUCACAGGCUGUUAGACCAUCGUUACCACGGUGUGGAUUGGCCGGCCACAGCGUUGCCCAUCUCCCAGCUCACCAACGCCAUCACCAAACGGGUGAACGAGGCCUCAGGCCUGUACCAGAUGUUCAGUGUCCUGGCUGAUGUUGUGCUGAUUCAGAAGAACGGGACCCAGUUUGAAUACUUGGAGGAGUAUCCCAUCGGAGCGCUCCCAGACCUUCAGGAAAACACUGGGAAGAGGGUGGAACAGGGACUGUUUGUCAUUAACCUGGAAUAUGGUAACAACUUCUCUAGGCCUGACUCUGAUAUCUUCUCUCUCAACCGUGCUGUGGGUGAGCCAAGACACGCCUGGCUGUCCAACUUCCUGCACCCAGUCAUUUACUACUACACUCGCUUGCCAACAGAGCUGGAGAUGAGGUAUCGCCCCCAUCACUGGUCGCUGCCUCGACCACGUUACAUCCACCAUAUUGUGGAGGAUUUCCUGACGGACUGGACAGCAGCCAAUAGCCACAUCCUGCCCCUUCGCCGCUUCCUGGAGAACUGUCUGGGCACCGACCUCAGGAGCUUCUUUGCAGAAUCCUGCUUUAAGUUUGCACUGACCAGCCAGCACGUGCCUCCGUUCUGCCGUGGCGGUUACCUGGAACAGCGAGGGUUAAUGGGAGACAACAUUCCCAGAGCUCCAGCCUCUGAUCUCCACGAGCAAUGACACCCACCUGGAGAGACGGGAAGAGACAGAGAGAGUGUGAGAAAGUCUGACUGAGAGAACGUGUGAGUGAAUGAGAGAUAGUGUGUGUGUGCGUGAGUGAGAGA